Messenger RNA from Penicillium argentinense, 1230 nucleotides. RefSeq names its product DUF2841 domain-containing protein. Bases 1 to 1230 code for a protein of 409 amino acids. Lineage: Eukaryota; Fungi; Ascomycota; Eurotiomycetes; Eurotiales; Aspergillaceae. The record is from RefSeq and is a predicted model, not a curated record. The transcript is spliced from 4 exons.
AUGAUCUAUGUCGACGAACAUGGACAAGUCAAGAUCGCAUCCUCCCAGUCAAUUGCGAACUCGGGGAACCAUAUCUUCACCCCAGAGGUGACCGGCCAUUUCAUGGAGAUGAUCGGCUCGAACUCUCAAUCGAUGCAGUUAAACAAUAACCCAGCCCAAGCCCCUCUACCAUGGGGAGUUCAGCCCAGCCCAGAAUGGAUCCAGCCAGGUCAGGCCCGGCCCGCCGAAAUGAUCCCCUGCGAGUUCCAGUCUCAACAGUCGCGACGCAAACGCCACCGUCCUAUGGCCAAGCCUCAACCGAAAUCAAGCUCCCCACCCGCAACACCCACCCCAGGUCGGACGAUCCUCCGUGUAGGAAACCGGAACCUGCUGCGGCAGUAUUACGAGAAGGCGUUCGAGGAAUUCCAGCAACUCAAUUGCCGGGCUAUCGCCAAGUCAUACAUCAAGCUUGUCGAGCCGAGGAAGCAAGUGCAUUUCCCGUACAAUGGGCGAAAAGUCAUUUCAGGUGUCUCGCGUGAUGUUGGUCCUGAACGGACGAAGCCAGCUUGGUGGCCGGAGGGAGUGUUGCACAAGGAGCCGGAUCAUCUUCUCAAGCCUGCUCGUCUUAAACUUCUUGUCCAUAUCCUUUGCGAGCUGAAAGAUAGCCACGGCGUGACGGCGGACAAAUUGCGCGAAGCAGGACAAGAUGUCCGGCGUACGAUUGACCCACCCAGUCGACUACAAGUCUUGGAUGAGAUUUAUUUUGUGCGCCGCAUGGAGGAACAGUACCUAGAUGGGGAGAUUGAUGGAAAUACCUUGGUGGCAGUAACCUACACUCAACUCCCAGAGGCCCUCAGCCAAGAAGGAGAAGAGUUCUUCACACAGACUCAUGUCACCCCCGUGUCAGUCCUGGACAUCAAGCCAGAGCACGACCGCGAUCACCACAGUCUGCCUCUGACAACAAAUGACUCUGCGACAAAUUCGCAAGGUCUGCCUCUCUCGCCCGCCACAAGCGACUCAAGCGGCCCGCACAGCCCCGGCACCACCGACUUCAACUCCUACACAGUCAACAUGGGCCAAGCAGCCAUGCCGCAAGGAUCGCCGACUGCACAUAAAUCCAUGCCCCCGCACCCACACCCCAGCUACAUCCCUUCAUACUACCCACAAGAAUUUAUCCCGGCCCAGAAACCUGCUGGCGAGUACUGGCCUGAUGUUCCCGCCCUGCCGCCACCCUCGCAGUAUGGCUACUGA